Acanthamoeba castellanii str. Neff is the source of this 1200-nucleotide messenger RNA. RefSeq lists its product as uncharacterized. Gene Ontology annotation, cellular component: cortical cytoskeleton. Gene Ontology annotation, molecular function: actin filament binding. Gene Ontology annotation, biological process: actin crosslink formation; parallel actin filament bundle assembly. Lineage: Eukaryota; Discosea; Longamoebia; Acanthamoebidae. Bases 1 to 1200 code for a protein of 399 amino acids. The transcript has a single exon. The record is from RefSeq and is a predicted model, not a curated record.
AUGGCCUCCCUUGCUGGUGUUUCCGACCGUGAGAAGCUCGACGCCCUGUGCCAGAAGACGCACAAGGAGCAGGCGGUGUGGUUCCUGAACGCGUUCUGGGAGACCUUCGCCCAGGCCGAGGCCGAGAACGUGUGGAAGGUCGUCCACAAGUGCUUCGAGCUCGACGCCGCGGGCAAGGAGGGCAGCCAGCUCGACGAGCUCCAGGCCCACCGACUCCUCGAGUACUGCCAGGACACGCACACCGUGGCUACUCUGAGGGAGAAGCUGAGGGCCUCGGGCGCCAUCGAGGGAACCCCCAAGAAGGUCCCCCUGACGCACAUCCUCGUCACCAAGCACGGCGUCGACUGGCACGCCCUCAUCCACGCCCCCCAGGGCUCGAGGGAGGAGGUGGUCAAGGCCGAGCAGAUGUUCUCCUCCGUCCAGGCCCUCUUCGCCUCCGCCGCCGCCAAGCAGGCCCAGUCGGUCGAGGCCCUCGCCGCCGCGUCUGCGGCCGAGGCCGAGGCCAAGUCCCGCGAGGAUGCGUCGAAGGCCGCAGCCGCCGAGGCCGCCUCGCGGGAGGCCUCCGCCAAGGCCAGCGAGGCCGAGGCCCGCGCCAAGGAGGCCGAGGCCAAGGCCAAGGAGGAUGACGUGCUCGCCGUCAAGGCCGAGCUCGAGGCCGCCCUGAACGACCUCAAGGCCCAGGAAGCCGCCCACAAGGCCAAGACCGACGAGCUCACCAGGCUCAGCGAGGAGGGCAACGUCGUGGCCAAGAACAAGGCCAAGGCCGAGCUGGCCCAGCACCUGGCCCAGGACCCCCUCGCCCUCCAGAAGGCCAAGAUCACCCAGGAGGUGCUCGUCAAGAAGGCCGACAAGGCCGCCCAGGUCGCCAAGGGCGCCACCGACGAGGCCUCGCGCGCCAGGGCCUCGGCCGAGGCCUCUGCCAACAGCGCCUCGCAGUCCAGGGCCGCCGCCGACGCUGCCGCCAACCAGGCCGCCGAGGCCACCGCCGCCGCCCAGGCCGCCCGCGCCGACUCAGAGAAGGCCAAGGCCGCCGCCGAGGCCGCCGUGGAGGAGGCCAACAGGAAGAUCGCUGAGGCCGACGCCUACCUCGAUGAGGCCAGGAAGAGGCUGCCCCUCGGCGCCAACUGGUGGAUGGACCGCGAGCUCACCGAGGCCAAGGCCUACCUGCCCAAGAGCAAGGGCGGCAUCUCCAAGAACUAA